UUUCAUUUCUGAGUCCACCUCCUCUUUGUUCUAUUCUGCUGUUGGAAAUUUGAAAAAGGAAAUUAAAAAAAAACUAUGGAAGCAAAGAUAGGCAAAUUCUUCGAGUCCGUCAGCAACUUCUUCACCGGCGCCGAUCAGAUCCCGUGGUGCGACCGCGACAUCGUCGCUGGAUGUGAGCAAGAGGUUAUUGAAGCUGAAAAAGGUUCCUCUGAUGAGUUUAAGAAUGAAUGCAUCACGCGUCUGUCGUGGGCUCUUGUGCAUUCAAGACAACCAGAAGAUGUACAUCGUGGCAUGGCAAUGCUGGAAUCUUCUAUAGGCGACACUACCAGCCCUCAGAAAUUAAGAGAGAAACUUUAUCUUCUUGCUGUUGGGUAUUACAGAAGUGGUGACUAUUCAAAAAGCAGGGAGCUGGUGGAGGAAUGUUUGAAGAUUGAACCUGACUGGAGACAGGCGCAGUCCCUUAGGAAAGCAAUUGAAGACCAGAUAAAAAAAGAUGGCAUAAUUGGCAUAGGCAUUGCUGCUACAGCUGUGGGACUGGUUGCUGGUGGGAUUGCUGCAGCUUUGGCACGAAGGAACUGACUCCACCUUUGAUAUCUGCUGAUAUGUAAGAGAAAUCCACUAAAUGGCAUGCUUGAUUUUGAUGCAGAAACUUGAAAAAAAUGUUAGUUAAAUAUGUUGUUCAUUUGAUUUUUGCAAUAAUGUAUAUUAGAGAAUGUUGGAGAGAUUUCCCUUUUUUAUUUAAAUAGUUUAUUUAUACCUUUGGAUUGCUUAA
Hevea brasiliensis (rubber tree) is the source of this 772-nucleotide messenger RNA. Its product is annotated as mitochondrial fission 1 protein A. Gene Ontology annotation, molecular function: protein binding. Lineage: Eukaryota; Viridiplantae; Streptophyta; Magnoliopsida; Malpighiales; Euphorbiaceae. The record is from RefSeq and is a predicted model, not a curated record. The transcript has 5 exons. Gene Ontology annotation, biological process: autophagy of mitochondrion; mitochondrial fission; peroxisome fission. The coding region runs from base 76 to 579 and encodes 167 amino acids. Gene Ontology annotation, cellular component: peroxisomal membrane; mitochondrial outer membrane.